Molecule: messenger RNA, 2187 nt
Organism: Melospiza melodia melodia
Lineage: Eukaryota; Metazoa; Chordata; Aves; Passeriformes; Passerellidae
Gene: TAAR1
Product: trace amine associated receptor 1
Exons: 3
Coding region: 361-1362 (333 amino acids)
Biological process (GO): chemical synaptic transmission; G protein-coupled receptor signaling pathway, coupled to cyclic nucleotide second messenger
Cellular component (GO): dendrite; plasma membrane
Molecular function (GO): neurotransmitter receptor activity; trace-amine receptor activity; G protein-coupled serotonin receptor activity
Source: RefSeq, a predicted model, not a curated record
AGCCACUUAGUUGGGAGAACUGGUGUGGGAUGAGUCAGUUCCUCGCUGUAUCUGCAGCCUGUGCUGGUUGGUGAUGAGGAAGUGACUCCUGUGCCGUAUCAUCUCCGAGGCAUGCAGUCUGGAAUACGAACUGUAAUGGUGGUGAAGAGGAUCAGCUGCCUUCUGAGAUGGCCCUUAAAAGGAAGAAGUGCUGCUCAACCAGCAGAAAACAAAUGAGUGUCAAGAGCAGACUUCUACCCAGCAUGAAGUGACAAAGUUCUUCCAAUCUAGAAAGUAGAAAAUCAGUUGUAAACGUACCUUAGAAUUGGGAAAAACAGUACCUGUGCUACAUAGCUUCGUGGAUUUGAGACCCCAGUAAGGAUGCAAUUGUGCUGUGAAUCCAUAAAUGGCUCUUGCAUAAGGAGCAGCUGGUCAAACAGCAUCCGUAUUUCCAUGUACAUCUUCAUGGUUUGCAUUAUUCUGGCCACAGUGGUUGGGAAUCUGACAGUUAUCAUCUCAAUAUCACAUUUCAAGCAGCUCCACACGCCUACAAAUUUCCUGAUACUUUCAAUGGCUACGGUAGACUUCCUGCUGGGAUUCUUCGUCAUGCCCUGCAGCAUGGUGCGCUCUGUUGAGCACUGCUGGUAUUUUGGGGAGUUCUUCUGCAAGAUCCACUCGAGCAUGGACAUUAUGCUGAGCACAGCUUCUAUCUUCCAUCUUUCCUUCAUAUCCAUCGACCGUUACUAUGCUGUGUGUGACCCUUUAAGAUACAAAUCAAAGAUAAAUACUUUUGUCAUUGUGGCCAUGGUGUGUAUAAGCUGGAUGGUCCCUGCUGCUUUUGCUUUUGGAAUGAUCUUUCUAGACCUAAACUUGAGAGGGGCAGAAAAGAUUUAUAAUCAUGUCCACUGUGCAGGAGGAUGCUUUCUCCUUUUUAGUGAAACUUCAGGUAUUGUGGCCUCCAUAGUGUCUUUUUACAUCCCUGGAUUUGUUAUGCUGUGCAUCUAUAAGAAAAUAUACUCUGUAGCCAAGAAGCAGGCAAGAUCCAUCAAUGCAAUUAACAGGAAAAAAAUGCGAUUUGAAAUGAAGCACCACAUUUCAUUCUGCAGAGAAAGGAAAGCUGCUAAGACUUUAGGCAUCAUAAUGGGAGUGUUUCUCAUCUGCUGGACUCCAUUCUUCUUCUUUACAGCUACCAAUCCAUUUAUGAAUUAUGUGAUUCCUCCUGUUCUCAUUGAUGCUUUGGUUUGGUUUGGCUAUUUAAAUUCUACACUUAACCCAGUUGUUUAUGCAUUUUUUUACUUGUGGUUUCGCAGGGCAUUGAAGAUUAUUCUGUUAGGAAAAGUUUUUCAACAGGACUCUUCCAGGACUCAUUUGUUCUCAGACUAAUGUGUUUUAAAUGGUGGGAUUCAUGGCUUUGAAGUUUUGCCUGGAGGCUGAACUCUCAGAUGUAAGAGCUGUGAAGGAAGGAAAUUCCUUCCAAAAUUUGUUUGCCUAUUUACCAAAUAUAGUUCAAGCAGAUAAGCAACCAUUGCGCUUUACAUACUCUUUCAUUACAGAUUGGUUUUUUUUGGUGGUGUUUUGAUUAUAUCUAUUUAUUUGCAAUGCACAGAAGAGCAAGAGUUCCAUUUAAAAAAACUUACAGCAGUUUAUAUCCCUGACAUUCAUAAUUAAAAAAAUUGUCUGACACAACAGAUUAAUUUCUUGAAUAAGGUAUGUUUAUAUUAUAAUAUUUGUGUUCAUUUGUGUUCUUCUCUAGAAAGAGCAGAGCAACCUUUUCCUCUGGAUUUCUUGGCAUCUUUGGCUAAUAACCCAAAGUUCCCUAAGUUUUGUCCUUCCCCUUCCAUAUGUGUGCAGAGCCCAAAACACGUCAAUAACCAGCCAUACCCACACACUCCAUGGAGGGAAGGUGAGACAGAGAAAGGUGCUGCUCUUUCUGUUUCCAUUUCAACAAGUACUUGUCACUUAUGAGUUUGCCACUUAAAGGCUUUGCUGCUUAAUGAGAUCAAAGCAUGUUUAACAAGAUCAAAGACAAGAAAAAAUAUGAAGUUUGAAGUGAAAAGCAAUUGCAAAAAAAGUUGCAUUGCACCCAAGAAUGCCAGAAAAUGAUGUCUAUCUAGUGAUUGUUUAGAUGUAAAACAUUAUUUGCUAUGUUGCAUCGUAGAGACCUUUUUUUUAGCUUGGACAUGUUAUUUUGUCUCGUGGCAAUGUUCU